Messenger RNA from Penicillium pulvis, 1881 nucleotides. RefSeq lists its product as uncharacterized. Bases 1 to 1881 code for a protein of 626 amino acids. The record is from RefSeq and is a predicted model, not a curated record. The transcript has 2 exons. NCBI's taxonomy places the organism in Eukaryota, Fungi, Ascomycota, Eurotiomycetes, Eurotiales, Aspergillaceae.
AUGGCCCGCCUCCUGCGUAAACGCCGAGACCGAAAAGAAGCUCUUGGCCAAGCUAAGGCCUUGGGCUCUCCUGUUCCUCGCGCCCAAUCAUACAAUCUCGUGGCCUGUACUUCUCAUAAUGCUAAGGCGGACGGUUGGAUCUUCUCGGAUUUCAUGGGAGCUUGCAUGCUUUUACUGGACAGGCAUGUAAAAGGAGACUUCUACUCUUGUUUCCCAGUCAAGGAGCAUUUUGAGUUCCUCGCCAAACAGCCCACUGCCAUUGACACCAUCAAGUUUGGUUAUUUUGGAAAGGAUCGGGCUGAGGCCCUGUAUCAAUACACCAAGGACCAGUUUGACAAAGGGGACAGAUGGUGGGUUCAAGUCAAGCCAGGCGAGAUUCGUCGCCGGAUCGACAGCUGGAUCAGUCAGAAGUCCAAGUUGGCGAGAGAUGGCGAUUUCGUCAACAUCUUCUUAGACGGACAUGGCCACCGGCGACAUGGCUUGAAAGCCGGGAGUGAAUACCUGCACCAGCAGGUAUUCGCCCAGCAAAUUUCGCAUUUCUGCAAGGGCGUGCAAGUCAACUUGAUCAUGGAUUUCUGUCAUUCUGGGUUAUUCAAAAAGGCAGUCGAGGUCUUAGAGAGAGAUGAUUGUUACAUUAUUACUUCAUGCGGCGCUCCAGGUCGCAGUUGGAGCAAUAAGCUCAGCGGGAGCGGCAGACACCGAAAUGGGAGGUUUGCCACGGCUCUCGUGCAUGCCUUUACGUCAGGUGGCCCGAAAACCCCUCCAUAUUCAAUCCAGGACCAAGAAGAUUCCAUUCGCAAUCGACUCACUCGCGACGUCACACCUGAAGCGACAGUGUCCUCCCCUGAAUUUUGGUCUGGAGACAGCGUCAAGCCAACUGAUUCCGUAGAUGAUAUUUUCUUCAGGAACAUGGUCAAUGUCUCAUCACACGGUCACUACGCCGCUGGUCGCAACAAGAGGGUUGAAUGGCCAACGACAAAUCAAGCAAUCCGAUCUAAACUUGGAAAUGCUACUGGACUUCCCCUCACAAACGCUGUUACAGCGGUGAGCAAGCUUGUCAAGGACGAAAUCUAUCUCUGCGAUGUUGACCUCGGCUACCCUCCAGAUAUGGAGGUUUACAGUCAAGUUUCGAGCACAGCACCCGAUUACCGGGGGUUGGUGCGAAACCUCUACUGGAGAGCCCGUCGCCAGUCCACCGUUUGGAACAUCUACUUGCUGCUUAUCGAGUAUGGGUUGAUCGACUUCAACGCCCUUGUCACCCCUAUGGACCUCCUGACGGUGUCCAACAACACCGACACCGUCGCUUACAUUCUCAGUUGCUUUUCGAAUGUCGACCAAGAUGUCACUCUGAUCGCAAAGGAUAAGAUUGCAUUCCAGGGUAAUGACUGGAGUGCAGACAUUGAAUGGCUCGCGACUCUGAUUGUGAGAGGCGGCUGCGAUUAUCUUGAAAUCUUCCAAGCCAUCAUCGACAGCAGGUACCUUGGUACUAUCAACGCAUGCGGCUCGGAUGCAUACAAGUCGCUUCAUCUGGAUCUUGACCAAAGUCGGAAUCUCCAAGAGCGCGAGGGAACAUGGACAGCCGGCGGAGAUAAAAGGCCGAACAGGAAUGUAUUUGGUUUCUGGCUUCCCCACGGUUUGAGCGUCGAAGACGCAAAGUGUUUGACGAAGAGCGGGCAUGGAGACUGCCUUGAUCGAUUUGAUGAGAUCGAGCGAAUGUUCUGCGAAACUGAGGGCAUUGCUCAAGCAUCCUUGUCCGAUGAUACUGGUGAGGAGGUCGUUGACAGCAUGGCGGAGAUUCCCAAAGACUUUAUCAGUGCUUGUUUGGUCUCUGAGGAUGACAUUAUCCCUUCGUGGCUUAAUGAUUUGAAAUUGAGGGAGUGA